Tribolium madens (black flour beetle) is the source of this 2305-nucleotide messenger RNA. RefSeq lists its product as uncharacterized. The record is from RefSeq and is a predicted model, not a curated record. Bases 224 to 1120 code for a protein of 298 amino acids. Lineage: Eukaryota; Metazoa; Arthropoda; Insecta; Coleoptera; Tenebrionidae. The transcript has 6 exons. Gene Ontology annotation, molecular function: N-acetyltransferase activity.
UUCCGGAAAUACACGCAUCUGCGAACUUAUUUCUCAUUUUCCUCUAACUCAUCCACAAAAAAACAAAUCAGAAAAACCUGAAAACAAAGGGAGUGCUUACCUCCUUCCAUCUCGAGCACAAUCUCAUUACACAAAAACCGGAAAAUGCCCUCGAACCUAAAUUGUAUUUGACGUUUUCAACUGUCACCCUGUUUCGGCCUUAUUUUCCUCAAAAUUCCCAGUGAUGAGUCGUCGCGCACGUCUCGAAGAAGAAAAACAACGCAACUUGAACUCCGAACUCGAAGAAGAAGAAAUCCGCUUGAAAGCUCAACGCGAACGCAUCUACGCACCUGUAAUAUGGAAACGGUUGGGUUCCGGUAUCCGGAUUCAAGACUUAAAGCCGGUUUAUUACGAUCAAGUUUUGCGAAUAAUCGAAGAAUGCUAUUUCCAAGAGGAGGUGCUUUGUCGGAAUAGCAACAUUGCAGAGGAUCCAGACUCGAUAAAAUCCUUCCUAAAUAUGGUGCUGUUUUACUUGAAAGAUCGCACUUCCAUUAUCGCUCUGGAUGAGUCUAAUGAAGACGCUAUCGCGGGCUUCCUCGUUCUAAAAGCCAUCCACAAGAACGACUUUAGCAAUAUUUUCGGUCGAGUCUUUCACGUUGAGGGCGAAGCCCACAAAAAGUGCCUCGCAUUCACUAACUACCUCGGCCGAAAAGCUGAUGUUUAUACCGAAUUCAACUGUGACAUAUUUCUCCAAUUUUGUCUGUUAUGCAUCCGACCGGAAUACCGCAAAAAGGCUCUAGGCCUACAACUGUUCCUUUCCGCUGUAGAUGUUGCCCGAUCCCUGAAUAUCCCAGUUGUGAUGGGAAUCCUGUCUUGUUGGACCCUUCAAAAGCUUGGAAAACGAAUAGGAAUGAAAACUGUGUUUGAAAUUGAUUACGUGGGAUGGCGGGACAGAUUCAACGAAAUGAUUUUUGAUGACCCCGGAAUUGGCAAUUACACCUGUGCUGUGAUGGCGGGACCAGUACCUCCACCCCCGGAAGUAGAACCACCCCCAACCACUAGCGAAGUUGAGGAGAAACUCACAAGGGAGGAAAAACGCAAAGCCAAGGAGAAAAAAAAGAGAAAACAAGGAGCGAAAUAAGACAUUAUAUCACAGUUCGUCUUUUAUUUCGUUUGUUGCACGUAAAGGCUAUCUAGAUUGAUGUGGUAGUAGUCCAUGUCUUCAUUUGUGACAGGAGUCCAUUUAUUUGGAAUGUCUUCAUUGGUAAAUGGAGUCGGAUCCCUGGAAAGUACCGUCAGAAGAAUAAUAAUUUCAAAUCGAGGAUUUUACCCAAAUUUGGCAAAAUUGACCCAAAGAGUAGUCAUAAUUUUGGCAACUUUUUUGUCCUCCUGACUUGGAGGUUUGUCUGGGAAAAGUCCAUCGCCAACCGGAAACAAGUAUUGAAGUUCGUCCGCGUGACAGACUCCAUAGUCCUUUUCCUUAUCUCCGAAAAUUUCGGUAAAACUGGCAACGCCGCGAUGGCCGAAUAAAUAAUAAUAAACCGGCUUUUUGCUAUAUUUGAGAUAGUACCGAAUGGCUUCGUCAGCACCAUUCAGAAACCACCCAUCAGUAUACAUCUGGAACCAAAAUUAAAAAAGUACCACAAGUUUGUUGGUACUCACAUCCACAACGUCAAAGCGCGAAUUUUCGGUAAUUUUCGAUGAUCCGAAGUAGAAAUUUCGAAUUUUGUUCGUCACUUCUUUAACCUUAGUACUCGUCUCGUCAUAGAGUAGUGAAAUCGGUACGACUUCAUCAAACUUUUCAUCAAGUUCGUCGAUUAAAUAUGGAUUGCCGAAAAUACCAGCAGCGCGAAGCGCCCCAUCGUUGGUAUUCAGCCCCACAAUCCAUGGUACUUCACUAAAUGUACCCUUUUUCAUGGUUUCGGUAGGAUGUUCGACUAGGAAAGCACCCUCCGAGUCGGGUUCAAUGGUCGGUUUGAAGGGAAUCAUAGGAUCGGUGUCCCAUUUCUAAAAUUAGAUUGUCAGUUUUUAAAUUUUAAUUUUUGGGGUUGGCACCAUAAAAAUUUGGUCUUUGGCAACAAGAUCAUACGCGGGGAUUUGCCUUAAACAUUCGACCAAGGCCUCACUCGACUCGGUGUUACAACCAAAUUCUUUCGCCAACAUUUUGGCAUUUUUAACCCCUUGACCCUCAGGGGCCACCGCCCACAGGCAGUGUGCGGUGCCACUCUGAGAAAUGGCCGUUUGGAAAAGACCUACAAUCAUUUCAGUGAGCAAGACUUAAUUGAACUGGUAGAUGCAAAUAAAUAUUUCCGGCUAUGAAAAUUAA